AAGCCAAUUUAACCCCGGAGAUUGAAGAGUCAUUUGAUAGAGGGGGGCAAAUCAUAUAGCCAUUGCAAAGCAACUUAUGAAGCUUGUUCCGUCCCUUUUGCUUAUUCAUAUGCUACAUGACACAAUGAUCUUCUAUGAGACCUCUAAUGGUAGCUGGCUAGCUGCAAAAAAAAAAAAAAAAGCUUUACUAUUUCUAUUAAUUCCUCUCGCUAUCAAGUCAAGGGAUGAACAAAAAUGAAGCUCCCUUCGUCUUGGCUCCCAUGAUCGUCUUUUCUUUCUCUUUUUGCCCUGACGCUUAGCCCGCUGUGAUCUUCAGUUCUUCACGAUCCAAGGAGCGCCGAUUUCUCGUCCAGAUUGAGCAAGUAUUUGAGAACUUGGGGUCGAUGCUGGUAGGAAAAAAAAAAUCACACCAUAUGCUGGAUAAGCUUCGAGCAGCGUACCUCUCUUCAUGAUUCGUCGGCUCUUUUGCACUUCUUCCCCCCACACCAAUCUUCACCAGCGUUAUUUUCUUUCAAUUCCUCACAGAAACUUCCAGAAUGCUUGCACCCUCGCGGUUCCUACACUCAGUUCGCUUAGCGAAACUUGCUCCGCUGAAAGAUUUCAGAAUAUCAAAUCAUUCCAGCGAUUUUCUCCUCUGUACUCCCAAAUGGCUCAUUUUCGGAGGCGCCUAUCGGUUUCCAUUCCGGCGGUUGACAAAGCCGGUCGGUCUGAGCUGCUUCGUUCUCUCGAAUCAUCUCUAGGUUCUUCGUUUAGCUCAGACUCGCUCCUCCCGAAUCCUAACCCUUUGAUUAUAGUCAUUAGCGGGCCCAGUGGGGUUGGUAAAUACGCUGUGAUCAAGAAGCUAAAGGAAACUCGAGAGGAUCUUCACUUCGUGAUCACUGCAACGAGCCGAGCGAAACGAGCCGGUGAAAUGGAUGGAAAAGACUACUACUUCGUGACCAAGGAGGAGUUUCUUUCCAUGGUUGAGCGAGGCGAGCUUAUGGAGUACGCACUUGUGUAUGGGGAUUAUAAGGGUGUACCAAAGCAGCAAAUUAGAGAUUAUGUGGGUAAAGGGUAUGAUAUUGUGUUGAGGGUUGAUAUUCAGGGGGCUCAAACAUUGAGGAGAGCUCUUGGUAAUUCGGCGGUUUUCAUAUUUCUUGUGGCUGAAAAUGAAAUGUCAAUGGUCGAGAGGUUGGUAGAUAGAAAGACGGAAACUGCAGAAUCGCUGCUUGUAAGGGUUGCCUCGGCUAGGGAGGAGGUGAAACAUGUUAAAAGGUUUGAUUACGUAGUUGUGAAUGCAAAAGGGAAGCUUGAGAAUGCAGUGAAACAAGUGGAGUCCAUUAUUGAUGCAGAGAAAGCUAAGGUGUGGCCAGGGAAUGCUGGAAGAUAGUUAAGGUCUUCUGCAGGAAUAAGCUUGCGUUGCUCUAAGCCCUUUCUCUAGUAUUUCUACACAUUUUUCUUUGCCCGCUCUUGUUCCAUAACUGGAAAUUCCUACUUCUUUCCGUAUUCUAUAAUACGAGUCUUAUUCAUCUGCCGUUUUUGCCUCAUACUAAAUCCUUGGUCUUGGGAAGUAAGCCAAGCACAAGGUAAGUUGAGAUCACGGAUGUAUGAACAGAUUAUAGGGAUGACACUUUUCUUUUUUGAGUGAAUGGGGAUGAACAUUUUAGGUCUAUUUAACUACGUAAAUGGACCAUACUUUGUAUUGCAGGAAAAGAUCACUGUAGUUGGGUCCGAGUUCUCUAAUCUUCAUGGCGUGCACCUUGUUCAUUGAGUCUGUAUUCUAUAGGCUGUAACAUUCUUCUCUUCGGGGUUUCUGCCGCUUAAUCAAAAUCGGUGACUUCCAAUUGAGCCAAUCUGUUUGCUCUGUCUUGACUUAGAUUUAAUCUAGAAUGAAAAGUUUUCAUUCCAUCU
Molecule: messenger RNA, 1890 nt
Organism: Neltuma alba
Lineage: Eukaryota; Viridiplantae; Streptophyta; Magnoliopsida; Fabales; Fabaceae
Product: guanylate kinase 3, chloroplastic-like
Exons: 1
Coding region: 449-1369 (306 amino acids)
Biological process (GO): purine nucleotide metabolic process
Cellular component (GO): cytosol
Molecular function (GO): GMP kinase activity
Source: RefSeq, a predicted model, not a curated record